Messenger RNA from Aspergillus welwitschiae, 1253 nucleotides. RefSeq lists its product as uncharacterized. Bases 641 to 1009 code for a protein of 122 amino acids. Lineage: Eukaryota; Fungi; Ascomycota; Eurotiomycetes; Eurotiales; Aspergillaceae. The transcript has a single exon. The record is from RefSeq and is a predicted model, not a curated record.
CUUUUUCUCCUCUUUUCCCCUACAUCCAUGGAUGAUCCCUCGUAAGCAAAAUUACCUUACCGACCGGGUCUCUCUCUGACACUCUCACCCACAGAGAGAGUCCUUCCAAAUCGGGCGUCCCCGUUGUCUCUCAAUCAUUCUCAAUUCUCUCGCUCCAGACUCGUCCGUCCCGGAUCGUCAUCGCCGAGCCCCGCCGCCUUCUUCUUUUCCUGUCUUGUGCUUGCUAAAACUUCCUCAGGCUUUAAAAAAAGGGCCCCCAAAAACAUACCACCGUGCUCACCCAGGAUGGAUCCUCCCAAGACAAUAAAUGGGUCGGCUAGUCUUUUGACAGUGACGGGUUUCAAUCCGCGGCACACUAGUGGGUUUGAGGAUGUCAGUCAGGCCCGGCCUGAAGAGGCUGACGACUUCGUUUACUCCAGAUCGUUCCUUCAGCGGCACUUGCCUCGGAGUGAGAUCGCAGUUCGGUCGCCAAGAUAGAAGCAGGUCCAGCUAUGAUUCGUCUGUUCGUCUACUUGCCAAAAGGAUGGUAAUCCUUCACGGAUCUUCAGCCCGCCCCUCCUUCUUCGCCGAAGAUUGAAUAAUGAACACUUAUUAUUAACUAUUACUGAUGCCAACAAAAGGGUUAUAAUAGGUUGUGGUAAUGAUGGCAUCAACGUGGACGGCUGGUGACCUUUCUUCUGGAAAAAUAAGAAAACAACGAUGUAAUCAUUACCGAAGUAGGCUAAGCAACUUAGGCCUCAGCUUAUAUGGCAGGGUCUUUAAUCUAUUUUGGCCUGGGUUUUUAUACAUACCCCAUAGUUGUGCCGUGUUGCCAGUCGCAAUGCUACUUUACCGAUCAAGAAGGGGGUGGGAAAGUGGAAAACAAACAAACAAAAAAAGGCAAAAGAGAAAAAGAAAACAGGCUACAUACCCUGUCUUUUGGGAUUCAUUACAUACAUUCAAACCAUCGUGCAAAGUACUACGUCGUAACCGACAGAUGAGAUCAUCUGGAAAUUCAAGUAUCGAAUAAGGAGGGGGCAGGCGAUCGUCUCACGGCUGCAGAGGAUGUGUUGGCAAAGGUCUGCAGAUUGUUAUCUGGACCGCGCGGUUCUGUUCGGGAUGAUUUUAUCGUCGACAGGAACGGUAAAUAAUCGCAAAAAAGGUUUACCCGUAGUUUUCUAUGUGGGAGGAUCACCUCAUAAGUAAACUUAGUAUUAUAAUCAAGUUAUCUUUUCUUAAACGGGUGACCGAAGCAAGAGUCAAUCAAAUUGAAG